Molecule: messenger RNA, 2050 nt
Organism: Macroventuria anomochaeta
Lineage: Eukaryota; Fungi; Ascomycota; Dothideomycetes; Pleosporales; Didymellaceae
Product: mitochondrial ATP synthase-like protein beta subunit
Exons: 8
Coding region: 227-1759 (510 amino acids)
Biological process (GO): proton transmembrane transport; proton motive force-driven mitochondrial ATP synthesis
Molecular function (GO): proton-transporting ATP synthase activity, rotational mechanism; ATP binding; ATP hydrolysis activity
Source: RefSeq, a predicted model, not a curated record
CAGGCACGAUGAGGACUAUAGUAAAGUCUGGGGCAUCAAGAACAUCAUCCGCAGCGAGUGCAAAGCUGUGGAGAGCUCAGGAUCUGUUGUGCUGGUAUGAAGCCCGAAAGCGGUAAGCGUGGUGGUCCGCGCGCCGCCUCCGGGCAGAGCUUCAAGUUCUUCUCCCUCCUCUCAAGAAGACACCCGUCUCCUCCACCCACCACAACCGUCUCAUACAUCUCACACAAUGUUGAGGAGCCAGUUCCAGCGGUCCUUCCGCUCCCUCAAGCCUUCCCAGGCUGCGCGCGCCUUCGCUCCCAUCUCCAAGCACGCGGUCCGCUUCGCUUCUACCGACGCCGCCCGUGAUGGAAAGAUCCACCAGGUUAUCGGAUCCGUAGUUGACGUCAAGUUCGACACCGAGCAGCUGCCUUCCAUUCUCAACGCCUUGACAACCGACAAUGGCGGCAACAAGCUCGUCCUCGAGGUUGCGCAACAUUUGGGUGAGAACAUCGUCCGUUGCAUUGCCAUGGACGGUACCGAGGGUCUCGUCCGUGGUGCGAAGGCCACCGACACUGGUGCUCCCAUCAAGAUCCCCGUCGGUCACGGCACUCUUGGUCGCAUCAUGAACGUCACUGGUGACCCCAUUGACGAGCGUGGUCCCAUCAAGGCCACCAAGUACGCUCCCAUCCACGCCGACCCCCCGGAGUUCACCGAGCAGUCCACCUCCGCUGAGGUUCUGAUUACCGGUAUCAAGGUCGUCGACCUCCUCGCCCCCUACGCUCGUGGUGGUAAGAUCGGUCUCUUCGGAGGUGCUGGUGUCGGAAAGACUGUGUUCAUUCAGGAACUGAUUAACAACAUCGCCAAGGCCCACGGUGGUUUCUCCGUCUUCACCGGUGUCGGUGAGCGUACCCGUGAGGGUAACGAUCUGUACCACGAAAUGCAGGAGACUUCCGUCAUUCAGCUCGAGGGCGAGUCCAAGGUCGCUCUUGUCUUCGGUCAGAUGAACGAGCCCCCGGGUGCCCGUGCCCGUGUCGCCCUUACUGGUCUGACCGUCGCUGAGUACUUCCGUGACGAGGAGGGUCAGGAUGUGUUGCUCUUCAUUGACAACAUCUUCCGUUUCACCCAGGCCGGUUCUGAGGUGUCUGCUCUUCUCGGUCGUAUUCCCUCUGCCGUCGGUUACCAGCCCACCCUCGCCGUUGACAUGGGUGUCAUGCAGGAGCGUAUUACCACCACCUCCAAGGGUUCCAUUACCUCCGUCCAGGCCGUCUACGUCCCUGCUGACGAUCUGACUGACCCUGCCCCUGCCACCACCUUCGCCCAUUUGGACGCCACCACUGUCUUGUCCCGUGGUAUCUCUGAGUUGGGUAUCUACCCCGCUGUCGAUCCUCUCGACUCCAAGUCCCGUAUUCUUGACCCCCGUAUCAUCGGUGACGAGCACUACGACACCGCUACCAAGGUCCAGCAGAUCCUCCAGGAGUACAAGUCGCUCCAGGAUAUUAUUGCCAUUCUUGGUAUGGACGAGUUGUCGGAAGCUGACAAGCUUACCGUCGAGCGUGCCCGUAAGAUCCAGCGUUUCCUGUCGCAGCCCUUCGCUGUCGCUCAGGUCUUCACUGGUAUCGAGGGUGCUCUUGUCGACCUUAAGGACACCAUCCGCUCGUUCAAGGGCAUCUUGAACGGUGAGGGUGAUGACCUCCCCGAGGGUGCCUUCUACAUGGUUGGUAACCUCGAGGCUGCGCGUGCCAAGGGUGAGAAGAUUCUUGCUGAGCUCGAGAAGUCAUAAGCGAGCGGUGUGGUGGGCGAGACAUGAGAGUCGGCCACUGUGUCGAGGGCAGUCGCUGGUAGUCUCACUUGUACAAAACAUAUACCUCCAAAUGUGGGAUUAUGAGCGGGUGCUUGGAGCAUCGUGGCUUCUGUAAUCUAUCUUGCAUGCAAAGAAACCAUUUCCUAGUUCUUCAAAAGUGUUCCAUCCCGCUUUGUGAUCUUGUGUUUCCUAAUAUGUUCGUCAUCAAAAGCAUGAUUGAUGUCCUCACUACAUUAGACGAUUGCCUGAAAUUUUGCGAAGACAUCCAGA